Messenger RNA from Lycium ferocissimum, 2985 nucleotides. RefSeq names its product receptor-like protein EIX2. The transcript is spliced from 2 exons. The coding region runs from base 1 to 2985 and encodes 994 amino acids. NCBI's taxonomy places the organism in Eukaryota, Viridiplantae, Streptophyta, Magnoliopsida, Solanales, Solanaceae. Gene Ontology annotation, molecular function: protein binding. The record is from RefSeq and is a predicted model, not a curated record.
AUGAUCCUCUGUUAUGGUUGUUUUCUAUAUCUAAUAGCAGUAUACUUUAAACUUACCAUAUCUAUAAGAUUAUCUCCUCUACUUGUUCCAGUCGAAGCCAUAAAAACUGCUUCUUUACCUCUCACAAACACUACUGAAUUCAAAGUGAGAUGUGUUGAGGGUGAGAGAAAAGCCCUAUUAAACUUCAAGCGAAGUCUCAGAGAUCCCUCUGACCGACUGGCUUCUUGGUUUGGCAAAGAAUGCUGCAUUUGGAAAGGUGUUUACUGUGACUUCCAAACUGGUUAUGUCAUCAGCCUGGAUCUCAAUGAUAGAUCAAACAAUUGCUAUUGGAAGAAAUUGGGACAUUUGAUUCCAGGCAAUUCAACAUGCUUGGGUGGCAAGGUAAGUCCUGCUUUACUCGAAUUGCGAUACCUGAAGUAUUUAGACCUUGGCGGUAAUGACUUUCAAGGACUUGCCACUCCCAAUUUCUUUGGUUCUCUUGAAAAAUUACAGUAUCUUAACCUCAGUCACUCAUCGCUUAUUGGUCUUCCUCCUUCACUUGGAAAUCUGUCAAAUUUGCAGUAUUUAAGCCUAAACACAUAUUCCUAUCCUUACCACACUGUGGAAAGAGGUUGGGCUACAGAUUUGAUUUGGGUUUCCGGUCUGUCUUCUUUGAAGUACAUUGAUCUUUCUUAUGUGAACCUUUCUUUGGUGAAGCAUUGGUUUGAAGCUUUUAAUAAGCUGCCAUCCUUAGUGACUUUGCGUUUGGAAAACAGUAGUCUUCACUAUCUCCCUUACUCCUUCCCAUACCGGAAUAUGACUUCUCUUUCUUAUCUCUCCCUUUCACGGAAUAAAUUUGGUAAUUCUGUGUUGCCUAAAGGGUUGACUAAUGCCACCACCAUUAAGGUACUUUAUAUGGAGUCUAGCAACAUUGAAGGUCCAAUAUCAGAUGUUGAAUGGGGUAAACUCUGUAAUCUGUGGGAGUUGUAUCUAACGCGGAAUAAAAUUAAUGGAGACAUAAGUCGAGCGGUGGAAGGUUUGUCCAGCUGCAGCAACAAUACUAUAGAGGUAUUAUGUCUUGGCGAAAACGCAUUGACAGGAAAAUUGCCAAAUUCGUUAGGACAUUUGAAGAACUUAAAGAUGCUUGAAAUUUCUUUUAACAUGAUAUCAGGCAUGAUUCCAGCAUCUAUUGAGCAGUUGUCAGGGUUGCAGAUUUUGGGCUUGGGAGAAAAUCAACUGAAGGGAGCAUUACCUGAGAGUAUUUUCAAUUUUUUUGAAUUAACUAAAUUGCGGCUGUCAACAAAUUCUUUGGAAGGCAAACUUUCACAAAAUCACUUUGCAAGACUCCAUCAACUGAAAAUAUUAUGCCUAUCUUGUGGAAGAAGUUUUGCGGUCAACUUGAGUGAUGAAUGGGUUCCUCCAUUUAGCCUCUCAGCUAUCGAGCUUAGAAGUUGCAGUUUGGGUCCCAAGUUCCCCACAUGGCUGGAAACUCAAAAGCAACUUGAGGUUGUUAUUCUCACCAAUGGCUCCAUUUCAGAUCCUAUACCUCCUUGGCUUUGGACGCUAUGCUCACAAUUGCAAUUUCUUGAUCUAUCAGAUAAUCAAAUUGGUGGAAGUCUUCCGAGGUUAGUAAAUUUUCCAUCAACAUCCCAAAGCUGGACAGUGGGUUUCUAUUUUAGUUACUAUUAUGGUAUUGUGGUGGACUUGAGUUCCAAUCGCUUCCAUGGAUCUAUACCCUUAAACAUCGGUCAUGUGAUGACAAAACUUCAAGUGUUAGAUCUUUCUGGAAAUGCUUUUAUAGGAUCUAUACCUUAUUCAAUAACAAGAGUGAAGAAGCUAUUGAGAUUGGACCUUUCAGAAAAUCAUUUGUCUGGAAAGAUUCCUGAUUGGUGGUAUGAAUCCCAACAACUUCAAGUCAUAGAUUUGUCAGGGAAUAAUCUUUCAGGUAGUAUUCCUCCUUCAGUUUGUUCACCACUUUCACUUUUUUGGUUGAGAUUGAGCCAAAAUAACCUUUCCGGAGAACUUCCAAAAUCAUUGAAGAAUUGCAAUAGCUUAGUUACACUUGAUAUUGGAGAGAACAAAAUCAGUGGCCCCACACCCGAGUGGUUAGGAGAAAGUCUCUUAUCUAUGAAAAAGCUUAGAAUGACGUGUAACAUGAUUGAUGGACGCAUUCCAGCACAACCUUGCCAACUUUCUGGCCUCCAAAUUCUUGAUCUUUCACAUAACAACUUGACAGGUUCUAUACCUUCCUGCCUGGGAAGUUUGAGAGCUCUUAAAUCAGUGAAAUUUUACAUGUGGGAUCCUAACUACCGCUAUUACAGCUAUGUUUUUACACCCAAGAUGGACUUGGUCAAGAAAGGAACAAAGAUGACAUACACGAAUACUUUAGAUCAAGUGAAUCUUAUUGAUCUUUCCUGCAACAAUCUUCACGGUGAAAUCCCGAAUGAGAUUACUGGUCUCUCAGACUUGGGGAAUCUAAAUUUAUCGGGGAACCAAUUAUCAGGAAAAAUUCCGAAGGACAUAGGGAGCAUGCAGCUAUUGGAGACACUAGACCUUUCCUCUAACCAUCUCUCAGGUUCUAUACCAUUGAGCAUGACUUCCAUCACCUCAUUGAGCCAUCUUAACUUGUCAUAUAACAACCUUGGUGGCCCUAUCCCAUCAACAAACCAAUUUGGAACCUUUACUGAUCCUUCAUGUUUUGAAGGUAAUCCAGAACUUUGUGGGAAACCAUUGAUUACGGAUUGCUCUCUACCCAGGAAAAAGGAAAUGGAAACGAAAAUUGAAGAUGAUGAGCAUGAAAUAAGGCUAUGUUUUUUCGUGGGUGCAGGAGUGGGAUUUGUUGUCAUGUUUUUGGCGACAUUUAGUAGCUUGAUGAUAAAAAAGUCGUGGGCAUAUUGCUGCUUCCAUUUCAUGGAGGAAGUUGGAGAAAGAAUUAUCAGGUGCUGUUUGGGUUUCAUGGCUUGCUUGAAUAGGAUUUUUAGCCUCAGAAGGAACUUAUUUCCAUAG